GCUCGCUCUUGAAAUGAGGAUUUCCCACAACCAUAAAAGAUGACAAUUACUCAUUCCCUCACCAAUGUGGGAUAAUCUAAUAACUUGGGGCAGUGGAAUAAUAUUUUAACAAAGAAACUAAAUGAAUGAAGAUUCUUAAAUAAUGAGGUAACAGGGCUGAAAUCCAUUUAUUCGCUACUGAGUUUCAGAAUUUUGAAGAUUAUAGAAAUGGUUUUACCAAGAGCCGAUUUGGCAUAUGGAUAAUAAGGAAAUUUCUUUAAAAACAGUAGUACUGCCACUCACAUUUUCUAUGUCAAUUUAAUCUUAGAUUGUAUAGUAAUUUAUUACCACAAUGCUACUUGAGUAAGUAACUGCUGCAAUUUUUAUUUUUUUUUUUAAAUUUUUUUUCAGGCAAGCAUAUAGUAGCAGGUUGUUUAAUGUGAGAACAAAUAAUGCGGUAUUCAAGUUAUGUGAACAGAUGAUUGAAUUAAGUGUUCGCUUUUUUUUCCCAUCUUAAAAAUGGCAGAAGAUAAAGUUGCAAGCUUAAGUACGGAAGUGUCCGAGUCAGAGAAAAAGUUGGCUGUAAAAAUGCAAGAGUUGAACAGAAAGUUGAUCAUUGACGAGAUAUUUGUUCGUAUUCCUCGAUCGCCCUCUAAUUUUAAAUUAGGCCCGUGUUUUAAGAACGUGUUCCCUCGGGAGCUUUCUCUUCAUUACCCCUUAGCUGAAGGAGAAAAGCUACUUCUACACUCCGCGGAACCGGAUAGGUCCAGAGGUAAGACUCUGAGAUCAUGGCCUAAUGUAAGUCGAACGUGGAUUGAUUGGGUAGAUCGAGUCGAAAAGGCGAAAUGGGAAGUAUGGAGAUCUGCUGAUAUAUACGAUGCAAUUCAGUUGUCGAAACACGAUUUCCCCAUGGACAAAAAUCUUCUUAAUGCUGCCUUGUGCUAUUGGUCGAUCUCCACAAACUCGUUCCACUUCAGGUUUGGUAUGAUGGGGCCCACGGUACUAGAUAUUGUUGCUUUGACAGGACUUAGGCCACAUGGUGAGGAGGUUAGCGUCCCUCUCAGGAUGGCUCGUGAUUUUCCGGGGUAUGGGAAAAUUAAAGAAUGCUUGACUUACUGCAAAUUUCUCGACGUGUCGAUGGGAGCAAUGGCUGUGACAGAGGAAGAACAUAUAUCGUUUCUCGUUAUGUGGCUUUGCAAAUAUCUCUUUUGUAAUUCUUCGGUAACCAUGAUCGAGCAAUGUACAGAACUUGCUUUUGCUCUUGCUACGGGUAGAAAGCUCGCUUUGGCACCUUUUCUCUUGUCGAAUUUAUAUCAUGGCUGCACCGACAUCAUUACUGGCGAGUUUGACGAUGCGCGGGGUCCGUUCUGGAUCUUGCAGCUCUGGCUACAAGCUUACUUUCCGGAACAUCAACCUUUAACCUCGGGUGACGGUAAUCCUCCCACCUAUGGGUACACCUUGGCUGAUGGUGUUUUGAUACCUAAAACGUUCAACCAAUACUUUCUGUUCUUCAAUAAAUGCUCGUCUAGAACAGCAGCCCAAUUCACGCCAUUUUCUUCGAGGAAAUCUGGACCUGAAUGGUUUAAGAGGUCACUUGAUCCUUACUUCCAAAAACUUAAUAGGACCGAGUUAAAAGCCAUUUGGGCUAGUUACCUUAUUGCUCGAGACAUUCCUUACAGUAUCCGUCUGGACGAGUCUUUGAAGUGCAAAUGCGCUGUAGAACAUUAUUCUCCGAAUCAGUUCGCUCGACAGUUUGGCAUGACACAGGCUAUUCCCCUUUUCCAGUAUGCAGCUAACAUUGAAGAAAUUGAAUCAAGGUUUUCCGAAUUAAAAAGGAAGUUCUCAUUUGUUCCAUUUAAUGUUAAUCCGAGCUCUACUGAGUGGUUUGAUUCCUGGUGGUCAACUUAUAUCAACAAUCGGGACAAAACUGUUACUGCUACUGAUGUCCUCAGGAAGAUCUCACUGUAUGUUACGCCUCUCGGUCAAUCUGAAAGGCAAGAAGUUUCUGCUCGCAGGUCCAAUGGUAUUAAAGGAAAUUCUCAGUCUGCAGGACAAUUUGGCUGGAAUAUGAAGAGGAAAUAUAAAGGGUAUAAUAUUCCACCACGAUCUUGUAUACAGCAAGAUAAGUCCAGACAACAAUGGAGCUCAUAUGAGGCGGCUGAAACGAUAUCUACAAGAAGAACAACAUGCAAGAAGAUGAAGACUUCCGCAAUGAAAAUGCUGCUACCAAGGACAACUUCUACCGUACCUUUUGCAUUGGCCUUCCCUACAAGUUGUGCUCCCACUGAUGAAGACAGCAGAAAGGACGAUGAACAAGUUUCUGCUGAUGAAGACGGGAUCAAGGCCGACAAGCAAGUUUCUGCUGAUGAAGACGGGAGCAAGGCCGACGAGCAAGUUUCUGCUGAUGAUACAUUAAUCUCCGCCUCUUCUUCUGCCUCAUCCUCCACUUCCGAAAAAGAAGGCGAAAAAUGUACAGUUUCCCCAUCAUUAGCUAAGACCGGAGGCAAGGCAUCUGAUGUUAGUGAAACACCUGACUGUCCUGUGAAAUUUGAUAAUCUAGAAGACUUCUUUGCUCGAGUUAGUGGAAAAAUUAAACGAGCACAAUCCGUCAGCUUUCCUACUGAUCAAUCUUCUCCUAUAUAUGACAGUACAUCUGCCACGCAAAAGUCUACACCAUCCUCAGAAACACUUGCCAAAGCGAAAGGUGAUAUUGAGAGAUUACUAAUCAUGCCUUCUCAAGACUUGCUUCUACCCGAAAACUGUUCAAAGUUGAAUGAAGCACUAUCAAUAUAUGCUGCAUCACCGGAUUUAUCUGUUGAGAAAACGCUUGCAUUUGAGAAACUCAAAGUGAACCUUCCACACCUUUCCUCAACAUACCAUAGUGCUAAGAAGGACAAAGAGGAUUAUUACAAAAAGGCUGCCAAGAAAGUGCUCCUUGUCGACGAGCUCAUGGAAGGUCAGGAACGAUAUGCCAACCUCAAAGACUACAGUGACAAACUUGAAAGAAGAACAUAUUCCAUCAGAAAACAAAUCAGCAAGUUGAAGGCAAGCUUGAAGGACGCAAAGACAAAACGAAAAGCAAUCCAGGAGCAAAAAUUGAAUUUGGCUAAGAAGUGUUUUGAAAAGUCUAAUGCUCUUGAUGAAAUGGACGCUGAGUUUCCUGUCAUAGACGAGAUGAAGGAGCUAGCAGAUUUGAACAUUGUACGAGUGGAAGAAAGCUUGACAGACUUGAAGAGUAAGAUAAUUGAAUCGCGUGUGUAA
Molecule: messenger RNA, 3240 nt
Organism: Lycium ferocissimum
Lineage: Eukaryota; Viridiplantae; Streptophyta; Magnoliopsida; Solanales; Solanaceae
Exons: 4
Coding region: 499-3240 (913 amino acids)
Biological process (GO): meristem development; meristem maintenance
Source: RefSeq, a predicted model, not a curated record